GGUGUAAUCAUUAAAAAUGAAUGUCUUAACAUUUUUUGCACUCUGAGGUAACUUGGGUCAAGCAGAGCUGAUCGGCAGAGAGGCUCUGAGGCUCCUCCCCAACGACCACACCAUCAUGUUUUCAUUGGCUAAUGUCCUGGGAAAAUUACAGAAAUAUAAGGAGUCAGAGGGCUUCUUCCUUCAUGCACUCCGUAUCAACCCAAAUGCUGCUAGUUGCCAUGGCAAUCUAGCCGUGCUGUAUCAUCGCUGGGGAAAGCUGGAGCUGGCAAAAAAACACUACGAGCUGUCUCUAAAGUUGGACCCUGAGGCUCCUGGGACCAGAGACAACUAUAACAUGCUGCGACGCAAACUGGACCAGCUUAAACGCCCCACGCCCUGAGGGAGUCUACUGGAACCCCUUUUUUAUCUCACUAAUUCUGGCUUUAUACCAUUUGGAAAUAAAGACCAUGAUCUGUGUAUCAGG
Molecule: messenger RNA, 463 nt
Organism: Plectropomus leopardus (leopard coralgrouper)
Lineage: Eukaryota; Metazoa; Chordata; Actinopteri; Perciformes; Serranidae
Source: RefSeq, a predicted model, not a curated record